Paramecium pentaurelia is the source of this 3068-nucleotide messenger RNA. NCBI's taxonomy places the organism in Eukaryota, Ciliophora, Oligohymenophorea, Peniculida, Parameciidae. The record is from the annotation of a GenBank genome assembly.
AUGCUAUCAAACCCUCACUUAAGCAACUAUAUAAGGUUUUUCUAGAUUAUAUCAGAUAUGGAACAGGAAUGUCUGAUUACAUAGAAAGAGAAGCACCAAUUAAAAGUGAAUCUUACACUCAAGGACAUGUAAUUAGUUAACAUGAUUGCACUUAAUACAGGUAGUGAAGGAUUACAAUUAUACAUAAGAUGCCGAUGAUGAAGAGUUCAAAUACAGUAUAAUCAACAUUUUGAGAAAACAAAAUUAAUCUCCUCGUCAAAGAUAGGGAUAGAAGAUAAGAUGUAAAUCAAGUGGAAUAGAAAUGAGUCCGAUACGUUUGAUUAGAAGAAAUUCAGUUAGUAAAGAAGCCAAAAUAACAGAGGAACAAUUGAUCCAAUAAAUAGAUGAUUUGAAUGAUUCACUUGUAAUGAUUCUAUAGAGCGAAAACAAAUGUGUAUUUUUAGUCCUUUUAAUGGUUUCGUUUAGAUACUUACACCGAUUGUUACUGAGAAAUUGAAGAGCAUUCUUGAAGUAAUACAAAAGACAACCAUUUCAUCACCAUCUACAACAACUACUAAAAUAUUGUAAGCUGAAGAAUCAGAGAAUUGCAAAAUUGUGGAUAAAUUUACUUAACUCUAUUCAGAUAUGAAGGUAUUCAAUCAUUAUCAUUCAAAUAGAAACAUUAUACAGAUUAUCUAAAUUGUCAUCUAUUAUUAAUGGAUAAUAAUCUAUCCUAUGACAAUCUAGUAUAAAGUGUCAAAAAUUUCAUUAAAAAAUUAAUAGAUGCUGAUUAAAUCACUUAUUUACAUAUCAGAGAUGAUCAAUCACAACAAACAUAUUAUUCAGCUGAUGAUAAAUACCUCAUAACAAAUGAUAAGUAGAUUUAUAAUGAAACUUAAUUGAUUUAACCUAAUAAAGUUUUACUUCUAGAUGAAUGUAAUUUCUAUCCUAUGUUGAGUGAGUAGUUCAAGAUUAAAUUGUACAAAAAGAAUUAUUUGAUCAAAUUAAAUAAUUAAGAUGUUUUUGUAUGUUUUCACAUUAGUGAUUAAACAUCAAUUAUAAGUGAAUUUCUUUCUUUGGCUGAUGAAUUUGAUAUCUUUGAAGAUCUCAAUUAAUUAUCAUCAUUUUUAAUUGAAACUAUUAAAUAAGCUAAAAUUGAAGUAUUUACUCCACUUCAACUUUCACAUAUGAUUUAAGGUAUAGGGAUUGCAUUUAUUAGAAGUUCCAAGUAUUUAUUCAUAAAGAAAUGCAUACAUAUAUUGUAAUCAAAAUAUUAAGUUGAAAUGUAAUGAAUAAACUAUUAUGUAUUUAGUCAUAUUAAUUCAGGAGAUGGUAUGUCUGUAAUAAGUAGUCCUAGUUUCUUUUAUGGAAUUUAGAAAUAAGUAGAUUUUGAUUUCAAAGAUGAAUUAAAUGUAUCUAUUACAAUAAAUGGUAUGGAUCUAAAUAAGAAGACUGAUCUUAUGAUUUACAAAUAACUGACUCAAAGUUUUAAUAAGUAUCUGAAAUUCAUAAGAUAAUGUUAUGAUCGAACAACUUUUUAUAAGUUCUUUGUAAAAUCAUAAGACACUCUCAUAUUUGAAUUUGAUAAAUUAGGUAGAUUAAUAUUUUUGUCUCGUCCUAUCCCUUUAGAAAUAAAAAAGGAAUUCAAUAUCAAUUUUGAUCCUAAGAAUACUAAAGUGACAUACUAAUAAUUAUUUUAAAAUGAAGAGUUGCUUAAAUACAUUGAAAAUUUCCUAUAAGAACAUAAUAUAUUAAGAGAUAGUGAUUAAUAAUAUUAGGUAUUUAUGAAAAUGGAGGAACGUAAUUUUAAGGGAUUUUUUAUAAUCUUUUAGUAAGGUUGGUUCAAAUAUGAUUAGAAGAAAUUUGAUUUAAAUGAUCCUUCAUUAUAGAAGGAAUUGUAGAAAUAAAUAAUUCAAUAAGAAACAAUUAGAUUCAUUGAUAAAUUAGAAUAAAAUAAUCCAUAGAUUUUAAAUUCUGUUGUUUAAAUGUUUAAGCCAAGAUCUACUUAAAGAUAAACUGUACAUUAUAGAAAUUCCAUUUUAUAAUUUGAACCUGCAAAACUUGGAGUUUAACAUAAAUGUUCAUUACGAUUAGAGGAUUUAGAUACAUUAUGUUAAGUUCCUAAUAUUGAUAAUUUUAAUUUCAAUAUUUUGAUAGUAGAGGAAAUAGUAUAAAAAUAAUUAGUGGUUGUUGAAAUAUUGAAAUAUCACAAUUUAAUUAAAGAAUAUGAUAUUCCAUUAGAUACACUUUGUCAAUUUUUAAGUGAAAUAGAGUAUAAAUAUAAUAAAAAAAAGAAUGUAUUUCAUAAUUAUGAUCAUGGUAUUUCUGUUAUGUAGAAUGUUCAUGCUAUACUAUUAUAAUUGCAUAAGACAAAUAAUGCUACUAUUUUAUCAUUAUUCAAUUAAUUUGCUUUAUUAUUAUCUGGAUUAUGUCAUGAUGUUGCUCAUACAGGGAGAACAAAUACAUUUGAAAUAAACAGUUUAUCUAAUUUGGCUAUAAGAUAUCAUGAUAGGAGUGUGUUAGAAUAACAUCAUGCAGCUAAAUCUUUGAAAUUGCUUUGUGUGCCUGCAACAAAUAUAUUAUAAAGUUUUAAAGGGGAAGAGUUUCGUAAAUUUAGGAGAAUGUUCAUAUCAAAUAUUUUAUAUACUGAUAUAACAGAGCAUUUUAAUUUGAUUAAGAAUUUUGAAUCAAAAGUAUAAGAAUCAAAUUUUGGAUCAUAAGAUGAGGAUAUUAAAUUAUUAAGUGGUAUGAUUAUACAUACAUCGGAUUUCACAGGAGGAGCUAAAUAAUUUGAAUUGUCUAAAUAAUGGUCAUUUAAAGUGAAUAAAGAAUUUGAAGAACAAUAUGAAUUAGAAGGUAAAUUGGGAUAUCCACAAUUACCAUAUAUGAAAGAUUUACAUAAAGUAUAGAAAUUAGUUAAUAUAAUUUAGUUACCAGUGAUGGCAAAAUAAGAAGCUGGAUUUUUUAAGUUUAUUGUGAGACCAUUGUGGCAAUCGAUGUCUAAAUAUCUAGAUAAUAGUUUAUAAUAGUAGGUAGAUUAUUUAGAUGAAACAAUCUAGAAGUGGGAAGAAAUUGCAAAUUCUGAAUGA